Molecule: messenger RNA, 2526 nt
Organism: Centropristis striata (black sea bass)
Lineage: Eukaryota; Metazoa; Chordata; Actinopteri; Perciformes; Serranidae
Gene: caska
Product: calcium/calmodulin-dependent serine protein kinase a
Exons: 24
Coding region: 123-2438 (771 amino acids)
Biological process (GO): regulation of neurotransmitter secretion; protein phosphorylation
Cellular component (GO): plasma membrane; basolateral plasma membrane; cell-cell junction
Molecular function (GO): protein kinase activity; signaling receptor binding; ATP binding
Source: RefSeq, a predicted model, not a curated record
ACUGCGUGCUGCUGGCGUCCAAAGAGAACUCUGCUCCGGUGAAGCUGGGCGGCUUCGGGGUCGCCAUCCAGCUGGGGGAGUCGGGGCUGGUGGCCGGAGGUCGGGUGGGGACGCCUCACUUCAUGGCCCCGGAGGUGGUGAAGCGGGAGCCGUACGGUAAACCGGUGGACGUGUGGGGCUGCGGAGUCAUCCUCUUCAUCCUCCUCUCCGGCUGUCUGCCCUUCUACGGCACCAAGGAGCGCCUGUUUGAAGCCAUCUGCAAGGGCAAAUACAAGAUGAAUCCGCGCCAAUGGGGCCAGAUCUCUGAGAGCGCUAAGGAUCUGGUGCGGCGCAUGCUGAUGCUGGACCCUGCAGAGAGGAUCACCGUGUACGAGGCUCUGAACCACCCCUGGCUCAAGGAGAGGGACCGCUAUGCCUACAAAAUCCACCUGCCAGAGACGGUGGAGCAGUUGAGGAAGUUCAACUCCAGGAGGAAGCUCAAGGGAGCGGUUCUGGCUGCAGUGUCCAGUCACAAGUUCAACUCCUUCUACGGAGACCCCCCCGAGGAGCUCCACGACUUCUCUGAAGACCCCACCUCCUCAGGACUGCUAGCAGCAGAACGUGCUGUGUCUCAGGUGUUGGACAGUCUGGAGGAGAUCCACGCUCUGACAGACUGCAGUGAGAAGGAUCUAGAUUUCCUCCACAGUGUUUUCCAGGACCAGCAUCUACACACACUGCUAGAUCUCUACGAUAAGAUCAACACCAAGUCCUCCCCACAGAUCAGAAACCCCCCCAGUGAUGCCGUGCAGCGAGCCAAAGAGAGUUCCUCCCGAGACGAAGCAAGUGGCGCUUUGAAACAUCUGGAAUAUGUACUGGAAGAGAUCUCCUGCUACCCAGAGAACCACGAAGCUAAAGAACUCAGACGGAUACUGACCCAGCCGCAUUUCAUGGCCUUGCUGCAGGCUCACGACGUGGUGGCCCACGAGGUUUACAGCGACGAGGCUCUGCGCGUCACGCCUCCGCCCACCUCGCCGUACCUGAACGGAGACUCUCCAGAGAGCACCAACGGGGACAUGGACCUGGAGAACGUCACCAGGGUCCGCCUGGUCCAGUUCCAGAAGAACACGGACGAGCCCAUGGGCAUCACGCUGAAGAUGAACGAGUCCAACCACUGCAUCGUGGCCAGGAUAAUGCACGGAGGGAUGAUCCACAGACAAGGAACGCUGCACGUCGGAGACGAGAUCCGCGAGAUCAACAGCAUCAGCGUGGCCAACCAGACGGUGGAGCAGCUGCAGAAGAUGCUGAGAGAGAUGCGAGGCAGCAUCACCUUCAAAAUAGUGCCAAGUUACCGGACGCAGGGCUCGUCAUGUGAGAAAGAGUCCCCCACCACCUCCAGGCAGUCCCCUGCCAAUGGCCACUCCAGCAUUAACAGUUCUAUCUUGGACCUGCCCUCCACCAUCCAGCCCAAGGGUCGACAGAUUGUAUCCAGACCUCCAAUCAAGGACAAACUGUCUGUGAAGAUCUAUGUGAGGGCUCAGUUUGAAUACGACCCGUCCAAAGACGAGCUCAUCCCCUGCAAGGAGGCCGGCAUCCGCUUCCAGGUGGGCGACAUCAUCCAGAUCAUCUCCAAGGACGACCACAACUGGUGGCAGGGCAAACUGGAGAACACCAAGAACGGCACGGCGGGACUCAUCCCGUCACCAGAGCUGCAGGAGUGGCGGGUGGCAUGUAUAGCGAUGGAGAAGACCAAGCAGGAGCAGCAGGCCAGCUGCACCUGGUUCGGCAAGAAGAAGAAACAGUACAAAGACAAAUAUCUGGCCAAGCACAACGCAGUGUUCGACCAACUAGACCUCGUCACGUAUGAAGAAGUCGUGAAGCUUCCUGCUUUCAAGAGGAAAACACUAGUUUUGUUAGGGGCCCAUGGAGUGGGCAGGAGACACAUCAAGAACACCCUCAUCACCAAACACCCCGACAGAUUCGCCUACCCCAUCCCACACACGACCAGACCUCCAAAGAAGGACGAGGAGAACGGGAAGAACUACUACUUCGUGUCCCACGACCAGAUGAUGCAGGACAUCAGCAACAACGAGUACCUGGAGUACGGCAGCCACGAGGACGCCAUGUACGGGACGCGGCUGGAGACCAUCCGCAAGAUCCACCAGCAGGGACACAUCGCCAUCCUGGACGUGGAGCCCCAGGCCCUGAAGGUCCUGAGGACGGCUGAGUUCGCCCCGUACGUGGUCUUCAUCGCUGCACCGACCAUCACGCCAGGCAUCAACGAGGACGAGUCUCUCCAGCGGCUGCAGAAGGAGUCAGAGAUCCUCCAGAAGACGUACGCUCACUACUUCGACCAGACGCUCAUCAACAACGAGAUCGAUGAGACCAUCAGGCUCCUGGAGGAGGCCAUCGAGCUGGUCUGCAGCACCUCCCAGUGGGUCCCGGUCUCCUGGGUCUACUGACCUCCUCCCACCUCCUCCUGGGUCUACUGACCUCCUCCCACCUCCUCCUGGGUCUACUGACCUCCUCCCACCUCCUCCUCUUGGGUCU